CCACUGAGAGGCACUCAGAGGAACAAUUGUCUUAUUAUUCAAGUCUCUGAAUGACGUCUCGCAUCGAAAGGGGGUUGAAAAGUCGGCGCACACAGUGAAUCCCUCGCUGUGACUCAUUCAUUUUGUAUAAAGGCGACCGGUUGCGGAGACUGAGAAAGAGCCGGGGAUUUAAUUAGCUGGUUUUUCUUAGUCCACUGCCUAAUGAACGCACAUUUGCGUUCACGCUAAACGGUUUUUUCCCUUUUCUUUUAAACCCCCCCAUCCCCUCCCUCCCUCCCCCUUCUUUGGAGACUGUGGAGAUGAUAUGCACCCCUGGGAGACAAACACCACAGCCGAGCGAGCCAUUCCUGCGCUCCCGUGGAGUUGUUCUGGGGAAGAAGAAUGUCACCCACUUCUGCCGGUCCUAAGAAGUAUUGAUUUAGAGCGAUAAUUCCUACUACAUGAUACUUAAAUUUCGGGCUUUAGGUUGUGAAGAUAUGUCAGUUCCUCGCAGCGCUUUCAUUGUGUUUCUAUUCGCUCUUUGGAUUUAGCAUAAAUGGACAAAAUUAGGCCAGACAAUUUGCUGCGGAUUUGAGUCUCCUUUUACUGAUACUCUCUCUAACUAAUGGAUGUAGCCUCCCUUCCUGAGAGAGCUAAAUUAUCGUUAGGGGCUUCACUAUUCAACAAGCUUAACCGCUCACUCCUUGCUGUAAAACGAUGGGCGCAGUUCGCCUGAGCCUUCUGCUGCCUCUUGGUUCCUCAGCCCAGCUUGUUGAAUCUCCUCCCUGGUGACAAGAAUGGGUUCGUUUUAACAAACUUCGCAGCCUUUUCUGGUUUUAUCGCAGGAUCGUAGGCUUCAUCCUUCCUAAGCGUUGAUCAUGACUUGUCCCGGUGUACGCGUGAAGCUGGGCUUUAUAUGGAGGGUGUUUUGGCUUAUGAGGACUGUGGUAGAUUUCGCGCAACCUCAGGAGACUUAUGCACCCCAUUCAAUACGGACUGAGGGACACCUGACCCUCGGUGGACUCUUCCCGGUGCAUACCAGAGGAAUCGAUGGUACGCCGUGCGGGGACCUCAAAAAAGAGAACGGCAUCCAGCGGCUUGAGGCCAUGAUGUACGCUUUGGACCAAAUUAACCAGGACGAGCAACUCUUACCCAACAUUACCUUAGGCGCUCGGGUGCUGGACACUUGUUCGAGGGAUACGUACGCGCUAGAGCAAUCAUUAACUUUCGUGCAAGCUCUGAUCACGAAGGACACCUCCGACGUGCGGUGCACUAACGGGGACCCACCGGUGUUUGUCAAGCCUGAAAAAGUGGUGGGAGUCAUCGGAGCCUCGGCGAGUUCAGUAUCGAUUAUGGUUGCCAACAUCCUACGCCUCUUCCAGAUCCCGCAGAUCAGCUAUGCGUCAACAGCUCCGGAGUUGAGUGAUGACAGGCGCUAUGACUUUUUCUCACGGGUGGUUCCACCAGACUCAUUCCAGGCCCAGGCCAUGGUGGACAUUAUCCGAGCACUGGGCUGGAUGUACGUCUCCACCAUCGCCUCAGAGGGAAGCUAUGGAGAAAAGGGAGUGGAGGCCUUCACGCAACUCUCCAAAGAAGCAGGUGGAAUCUGCAUCGCCCAGUCUGUGAAAAUUCCACACAACCCCAAGCUGGAAGAUUACGACAAAACCAUCCAACAACUGCUGGAAACACAGCACUCGAGGGCAGUCAUCAUCUUUGCCAGUGAAGAAGACAUACGGGGAGUUCUCAGUGCCACCAAGAGAGCCAAUCAGGUGGGCCAUUUCCUGUGGAUUGGAUCUGACAGCUGGGGGUCCAAAAGCAGCCCGAUCCACCAGCUUGAGGAUGUAGCAGUGGGAGCAAUCACUAUACUGCCGAAACGCUCAUCCAUUAAAGGGUUUGAUGAAUACUUUACUGCACUCACCCUCGAGAACAAUCGCAGAAAUGUGUGGUUUGCUGAGUUUUGGGAGGAAAACUUUGACUGUAAGCUGCUCAGCGCGUCAAAGAAAGAAGAUACCAGCCGGAAAUGCACAGGCCAGGAGCGCAUCGGGAUCGACUCCAAGUAUGAGCAGGAAGGGAAAGUGCAGUUUGUGAUUGACGCAGUGUACGCCAUGGCCCACGCUCUCCACAACAUGCAUCGAGACUUAUGUCCCGAUCAUCCUGGCGUUUGUCUGCAGUUGGAGGCGGCAGAGGGAAAAACUCUGCUGAGGUACAUACGCAACACCAGCUUCAAUGGCAGCGCCGGCACCUCCGUUGUGUUUAACAAGAACGGCGACGCUCCAGGACGCUAUGACCUGUUCCAGUUCCAGAUGACCAACUCCUCUACCCCAGAGUAUAGAGUGGUAGGGCAGUGGGUGGAGAACCUCCAGCUCAGGCUGGAGGAGCUUCAAUGGCCAGAUGGGGAGCAGGAGGUGCCUAUCUCUGUGUGCAGUCUGCCCUGCAAAACUGGAGAGAGGAAGAAGAAAGUAAAGGGCAUGCCGUGCUGUUGGCACUGUGAGCUCUGUGAUGGCUACCAGUACCAGUAUGACGAAACUUCCUGCAGACUGUGUGCCUACAACAUGAGGCCAGACUCCAACAGAACGAGCUGCCAGCCUAUCCCCAUUGUCAAGCUGGAGUGGCAUUCCCCUUGGGCAGUUAUCCCCGUCUUCCUGGCCAUGCUUGGCAUCAUCGCCACCAUCUUUGUCAUGGCAACUUUCAUACGCUACAAUGACACGCCUAUCGUGCGGGCAUCAGGCAGAGAACUGAGCUACGUCUUGCUAACUGGCAUCUUUUUGUGUUACAUCAUCACCUUCCUCAUGAUUGCCAAGCCUGAUGUAGCUGUGUGUGCCUUCAGGAGGAUCUUUCUGGGCCUGGGCAUGUGCAUCAGCUACGCCGCACUGCUUACCAAGACCAACCGUAUUUAUCGGAUCUUCGAGCAGGGGAAGCAGACAGUCACAGCCCCUCGCUUCAUCAGCCCCACCUCCCAGAUUGCUAUCACUUCCAGUCUAAUCUGUGUGCAGCUGCUGGGGGUGCUGGUGUGGUUUGCUGUUGACCCUCCAAACACCAUCAUCGACUACGAUGAACAGAAAACCAUAAACCCCAUGCUGGCUCGCGGAGUGCUCAAGUGUGACAUCACAGACCUACAGAUAAUCUGCUCAUUGGGUUACAGCAUCCUGCUGAUGGUGACCUGCACUAUCUACGCUAUCAAGACAAGGGAUGUACCAGAAGACUUCAAUGAAGCCAAGCCCAUUGGUUUUACUAUGUACACAACUUGCAUAGUCUGGCUGGCCUUCAUCCCGAUUUUCUUUGGCACAGCCCAGUCAGCGGAGAAGCUGUACAUUCAGACAACCACCCUGACCAUCUCCAUGAACCUCAGUGCCUCAGUAGCACUGGGCAUGCUCUACAUGCCCAAGGUGUACAUCAUUAUCUUCCACCCCGAGCUGAACGUACAGAAGAGGAAGCGCAGCUUCAAGGCUGUGGUGACAGCUGCCACAAUGUCAUCGCGUCUGUCGCAGAAGCCCAAUGAGAGGCCCAAUGGGGAGGCAAAGACCGAGCUGUGUGAGAACCCCGCUGCUGACCCCAUGAGUCAAGCGACAAAGAAAACAUAUAGAUCAACUUGCCUGCUAAAAGGGGGCCACCGUGAAUGAGGACGAAUGCAGAAAGGGACACUGGAUCUGCUUUCAAGAUAUUUUCGUUUGAAAUGUCAUUAAAGCCAUAUUCUCUUGGGGUUCCCAUUAUCUGAUUUCUGUUUGUAUUGUUUCAAAGUGAUUUUUUUUUUCUUCUGUGCCUCUUCUUUCUUGAAGUUGAUUUAAUAACUUUAAACAGCAAGCUCUGCCACAUACAGUAUUUUUUAUUUUAAUGAAAUCAAAUCAGUUUUAGAUGAUUCUUACGUUAGGGUGAUGGGCAUUGUAAGUAUAUAUUUUUUUUGUAAAUAUCUGAGAGUAUUUUCAUGUUUGGAGUACAAUAGAUAUCCAGUCUUUGUUCAGUUGGAUUUGAAUGGUUAUGAAAAGCACCACAAAGUGUUCACUUUGCAUGUGCCAAUGUAUGUUUGUUCUAUUUGAUGUAAACUCGAGAAAAAAAAGAAGAAAAAAAAAAAAAAGAAAAGAAAAAUAAAUUCUGAAAAUAAUAAGCUUCAGCAUCCUUCUGCGGGUUGUUUUUCUUUACCAGAAGUGAACUUCACUGAGUGACAGAAUAUGGCUUUAAUCUGUUGUUGAAUUGACCUUUCCUGUAUCUGCAAAAGCAUGUUCAUUUUAUUUAGUUUCACACUGGGUAUAUUAUGCCUAAUUAUGGUGUGGGGAAACAUUAAUAUCAGAGCAAUCUUGCAAGUAUGU
Messenger RNA from Archocentrus centrarchus (flier cichlid), 4283 nucleotides. Its product is annotated as metabotropic glutamate receptor 7-like. Gene Ontology annotation, molecular function: G protein-coupled receptor activity. Gene Ontology annotation, cellular component: membrane. Lineage: Eukaryota; Metazoa; Chordata; Actinopteri; Cichliformes; Cichlidae. Gene Ontology annotation, biological process: G protein-coupled receptor signaling pathway. The record is from RefSeq and is a predicted model, not a curated record. The transcript has 12 exons. The coding region runs from base 858 to 3599 and encodes 913 amino acids.